AUGGCGGAGGAGCGGCCCGGGGCCUGGUUCGGCUUCGGCUUCUGCGGCUUCCAGCAGGAGCUGGGCUCCUCGCCCGGGUUCCGGAUGGUGGCCAGCCCCGAGCCGCUGCGGGCGCCGGGUGCGGAAAUCUGCCGCGUGAGCGCCAGCUGGAGCUACACCGCCUUGGUGACCCGCGGGGGCCGCAUGCUGCUGUCGGGCUCGGUGAGCGGCGUGGUCGACAGCUGCGCGGACGCCUGGGCCUCGGAGGUGGCGCUCGUGGUCCUGCGCACGGGGGCGGGGCCCGGGGCGGAGCUGCAGGUCUGGGCGCCCAGCUCGCCCGCGCUCGGGGAGCCCCUGUGGGCGCAGGUCCUGGAGCCGGAGGCUGAGGGGGACCUCGGGCCGGACGCUGAGGUCCCGUCCACGCGGCUGCCUCUGCUGCCAGGCGCCUGCGCCUAUGUGACCUGUCGGCUGCCCUUCCUCAAGCCCCUGGCCCCAGAGCUGCGCGCUCGCCAGCUGGAGCUGGGCGUGGAGCACGCCUUGAUGCUGGGUAUCGCGGGCCAGGUCUUCUCCUGGGGCGGUGGCAGGCAUGGACAGCUGGGCCAUGGCACCCUGGAGGCGGAGUCGAAACCAAGGCCUUUGGAGGCGCUGCAGGGUCUACCCAUGGCGGAGGUGGCGGCGGGCGGCUGGCACUCUGUAUGCUUGAGUGAGACUGGGGACAUUUAUAUCUGGGGCUGGAAUGAAUUCGGACAGCUGGCCCUGCCCUCCAGAAGCCUGGCAGAGGACAGUGCUCUUCACCACCAUUAUCAUUACUUUUGUUGUUUCUCUGAAGCCUCCAGGCCAACCCAGGAUGAUUCUGGAGUGAAGGGAGCCGCUGGGGGUGAAGGUGAAGGCUCUGACCCCUUCAUCGCGGUCCAGCCCUUCCCGGCCUUGCUGGAUCUCCCCAUGGGCUCAGAAGCUGUCCAGGUCAGCUGUGGCUCCCAACACACCGCUGUGGUGACACGAACAGGGGAGCUCUACACAUGGGGAUGGGGUAAAUAUGGACAGCUUGGCCACAAGGACACAGCCAGCUUGGAUCACCCCUGCCGUGUGGAAUACUUUGUAGAUCAGCAGCUCCACGUGAAGACUGUGACCUGCGGCCCAUGGAACACCUAUGUGUAUGCUGUGGAGAAAGGGAAGAGCUGA
Messenger RNA from Elephantulus edwardii (Cape elephant shrew), 1161 nucleotides. RefSeq names its product RCC1 domain containing 1 (gene RCCD1). Lineage: Eukaryota; Metazoa; Chordata; Mammalia; Macroscelidea; Macroscelididae. The transcript has 7 exons. The record is from RefSeq and is a predicted model, not a curated record. Bases 1 to 1161 code for a protein of 386 amino acids.